Messenger RNA from Carcharodon carcharias (great white shark), 735 nucleotides. RefSeq lists its product as uncharacterized. The transcript is spliced from 6 exons. Lineage: Eukaryota; Metazoa; Chordata; Chondrichthyes; Lamniformes; Lamnidae. The record is from RefSeq and is a predicted model, not a curated record. The coding region runs from base 1 to 735 and encodes 244 amino acids.
AUGAAGGGACAGCAUUUUAAAACACCAUGGAGUCUUCAAAGCAACCCUGAAGAUGAGAAUGAUGAGAAUUUCAUACCGUUUGUAACGCGUUCGAAGACAGUCAGCAGGUAUGAUGCAGAAGCUGGAAGCAGACUGCAAAAUCCAGCCAUUGUGAGGAACUGGGCUUGUGCGAUGGAUCAUGUGCAUCCACUCCAGCACGCAGGCCCUCAUUGGAUGGAAUUGUAUGAAGAGGCUUCUCCGAGAUUGCUCAGUAGUCAGACUGCCCAAAGACCAAACGUGAAACAGGACAUCAGAUGUUCUGCUUCUGGCCUGUGUUUGGAGAGGCUGCCUUCACCAAGAGAACUGUAUGGCAGGAGGAAAAGGAGGAGGAGGGAAGCUGGUGAGAGACGUGUCAUGGCGGUCAUCUGUCACCUGGAAGAGCUGAAGAGGAGACAGAAAGGGAUUGAUCAACUGAAAGCUCAGAGAUGGGGUGCGAACAGAUCCCAGCGCUUGACACAGGACAAUGAGGAGCUGGAGAAGAUCAAUCCAGGACAACAAUCUACAGACAGCACCGGGAUAGCAGACUUCAUAAACAACACUGAUCUGGAAGACAGAGAGUUGUUUUUCCAGCCGCGAUGGAAUUUUGUGGUUGAGGACCCGCACCCGACUCCAUGGGCCAACCCGUUCCUGUCCUGUGAGAGGGCAGAGGCUGAAGAGAAGCAGCCACCAGCCAGCUUCCUGAUGGAGCUGGUUUAG